Molecule: messenger RNA, 492 nt
Organism: Phytophthora sojae
Lineage: Eukaryota; Oomycota; Peronosporomycetes; Peronosporales; Peronosporaceae
Exons: 1
Coding region: 1-492 (163 amino acids)
Source: RefSeq, a predicted model, not a curated record
AUGUUUUUAUAUAUGUACAGUGGAAGAACACUAUGUCAGAUUCGUCGCCCCACCGAAGCUCGUGUUGAAGCCUCGGCUGCUGCAAUUAGCGAGCUGCUAAAGCGCGAAGGAGACAACAUGACAUAUGGACCGGCUUCUCAACGAUACUGGGCGAUAUCGCAUGCACGGCAGCCCGAAGGAACCCCUCUUGAGCCUCCAACCAGCGCUACGUUUGCCCAACUACAGCGUAUCGACGCCCUACAAUCCGAAAUGAGUACGUCAGCAGCGAUGGCCGAGCAGCAUCAGAAUGAGUCGCACCAGCGCCAGUUCGUGCGUGUUGGGUGUCGCCUUAAUGGAGGGGUUAUUGAUUUAGACUUAGACGUGGCUGACCUCCGCAGAGCUGUCGGAUUACCGUCCUACGAUCUUUUCCCUGCCUUUCGCCCCGACCUAGAGCAUACGACACCAGCCGUCAAUGCAAGCGACGUAGAUCACACCGAGCCCAUCCAACAGUGA